UUUAUAAACCCCUGUCCCGACUCUGCCAUUUAGCUUGUGAGCAUCCUGAGAGGACAAUACCAGGCGACAGAAUGAAUUUUUCGAAUGCGUGGUUAUUAACAGCCCAGCUACUUUUGCUCGGGCUGCUAUUUAUAGAUAGGACUGCAACCACAGAUGAGGUCAUCUGCCCUCCCAACACCCAAUAUGGCUGCAAGCGAAUAUGCUUCAGUAACUGCGACAACAUGAACAGUACAACGGAAGCAUGCAUUUUACUAUGCGAGCUUGGGUGUGACUGCAUGGAGGGUUAUGUAUUCAAGUCUAAGGACUCCUCUGUCUGUGUGCCUGUCUCUGAGUGUGCAGUUAUUUGCCCCCAAAACAUGGAAUUCCGUCCCUUUAACCGGCUGCCACAGGAGACCUGCAAGACCCUGGGGAUCCACUACACACCAUUAAAGUCCGACUUACUACGCUGUGUUUGCAAAGAUGGAUAUGUACUUUCUAAUGAGCCUACACCCACCUGCAUAAAGAAAAGCCAGUGUCCCAAAUAAAUGAAUAAGACAGCCACCAAUCAGUGAAUCGAUCAACAUGUGUA
Molecule: messenger RNA, 568 nt
Organism: Pelobates fuscus (common spadefoot toad)
Lineage: Eukaryota; Metazoa; Chordata; Amphibia; Anura; Pelobatidae
Product: mucin-2-like
Exons: 4
Coding region: 72-524 (150 amino acids)
Source: RefSeq, a predicted model, not a curated record